UGCAGAUUGACGACAAAAUAGAUACAAAUGCAUAGAAUUUCACAAACCUUAUAAUCGGACACUCUGAGGACACUUUGUAUGACUGAUAACCCGAAUAAACUUUGUUCUUUAUUCCUGUUGUUUGCUGGGUUUGUUGUGAAGACAGUACAGAGACGUCAGCGCGAUCAGAUCGACACCACAUGUUUUAAAUAAGGUGUGGGUUCAGGAACAAAACAGAAGACAGUACAAAACUUUUGCCAGGUUGUGUUGUGUUCAUAGUCUAUUCUUGUAAGAAUUGAACAUGAUGUGAAGGUCGCAAAUUGCUUAAUUAAAACAUUCACGUCAUGACUUCAGUUAACAGGAUCUAGCAGUUUGUACAGAAUUCAUGACUUAUUAUUAUUAUUAUAAUACUGCUAUAACUACUACUACUAAUACUGGGGUGUGGUUGGUAUUCCAGUUCAUCAUAAAGGUGUUUGGAGAAGACUCUGGAAUUGGUCAGGUGUCCAUGUACUUUUGGCCAUAAAGCAUGUACAAAAACUGAUCACGUUUGCAAUAUCUUAAUGUUCUUUUUAACACAGUGAGUGAGUGUAAAGAUGUUCCAGUCUUUUGAACAUUACUGUGGAGCAGCUUAAUCAUCAUCAUUGUCUUUCGGCUGCUCCCGUUAGGGGUCACCAUGGUGGAGCUGUUCAGCAUGUUUUGAUUUGGCAUAGGUUUUUACGCUGGAUGCCCUUCCUGAUGCAACCCUCCCCUAACUAUCUGGGCUUGGGACUGGCACGAAGCAUGCACUGGCUUGUGCAACCCCAGUGGCUGGGUAUUUUACCUAAUCUGCAUGUCUUUGAACUGUGGGAGGAAACUGGAGAACCCGGAGGAACCCCACACACACACAGGAAGAACAUGCAAAGAAAGGACCCAGUCAGCCGUGAGGUUCAAACCUGGAACCUUCUUGCUGUGAGGCAACAGUGCUGCUGUGGCACAGCUUAAUGUUUGAAUGAAAAUCCCAGUACCACCAUGCUGCCAAGACACUCAAUUUUAUCCUUUAUCGUUUUGGAUAAAACCGUCAGCUAAAUAACACCAUGUAUGUAAGUGCUGUUGUGGAAAAAAGUUGCACACGAGCAGCUGAUUUAAAGUGUGAAUUAUGGCUAAGGACAGUAUGCUGGGGCAAUCUGAAGUACAUAUACAGAUGUUUUCACAAAAUAUAUUGUUGUGAUCUGCAACAACAGCUUUGAUUUCAGAUAUGCUGUCCUAUUUACAGCUUGAAAAAUGGAUUCUGUUGGGUAUAAUUUGUUUACUUCAUGAACUCAUCUGUUUUCUAUGCACUUGUAUGUCUUUGAAACUAUUCACACCUUCUGUGCAUGUUACCAAUGCGUUAACAUAUUUUCAUUGGGUGGGGUGUGGACUUUUUAAAGGGAUUAUCCUUUUAUUGUUGAUGUUCCUUUCUGGUGAUCUUUGUUUAAUCUUCUUUGUUAAUCCAAUCCUUUAAAAUCACAUGGAUGCCUACGUAAAAACAUACCAGAAAAGUGACACAGGUUAGUAUGAGCUUGAUGUGUAAUGGUACUGUGAUUUAAAGAAAUCUGAAAUGGAUACACCAUUAAUGAAUGUAUUGUUAGACAAUAACUACUGACGUCACAAACUUAUCAUUAUUACUACUCACAAAGAUAGGCAACAUUUCUGCAUAGUGUUCUGGUAAACUAAUUAAAGAAGGCUAAAUUAAUUAGAGAAGGCUCAAAACGAUAAACAAACACAUUAAAAAUAAAUUCCAGCACUUUUCCUGACCACAAUGUAGAAUUAGAAGUAGACAGAUAAAGCGAGAUUGGUGGUGUGUCCCAGUAAGAGAGUUGUACACUAUUUCCAUGGUUUAACCUCCAGGCCGCCUGGUGGCGCUGUGACUAACCCGCGUUACAUUCUUUUUGAACAGUUCCAAAAGGGAGACUCAAUCCGCCAUAUGUGAUGUCGCAGAUUCGCCAUAAAUGCCUGCUAAAGUAAUUUUAAUACAAUAAAUUCUACUUAAAAUGUUGUUUAGAGCUAUAAACACAAAUAAGGAUCAUUUGUUGUUUUUUGGACUAUUGGUUUAAUUCCGAAGCAUGGACCCAGCGCGAGCAGAGGGAUCUUCAGUCUUCAUGUGUAAAAUAUGCCACCUGUUCUCUCCCAAUAAAUCACUGCUCCUGUCUCAUGUACUUGAGAAACACACUGAUGAAGGUGGAGAUACAGAGGACAUUAUUAUCCCACUCAAACCUUUACAAUCUCCAAAUCUACCAGAGGGCAUCAAACGAAAAAGAGGCAGACCAAAGGGAUCCACUAAGAAAGCUCAAGCAGAUGUCCAGAUGCCUAAUAAAUUGUCCAGUCAACCAAAGAAAGAGAUAUCCAAUGUGCUGUCAGAGCCUCCAGAUAAACCACAACAUUCUGAAGAUGCCACUGGUUUGGAGUGCAAGAAAUGCCAACGCAAAUUCCGCAACAAACGGCAAAUUUCCAAACACAUCUGUUUUGCAGAACUCGCAGAUGUUCCUGAUGAGGAUGACUUCCACAGUGAGAAUUUUGAUCCUAUUGAGACAGUAGAUGAAGAAGAUGAAGCUGUAGAAUGCUCACCAAAGAAGGCAAUAACAGUGAAGGCAGACAAGGUCUCUAGCAUAAAGGACCCUGAGUCUACAGGCUGCACCAAAAACCCCAUCGUCAGUGUGGUUCUUGCAGCACAUGAAGCCAUUCCUGGUGCCACAAAAAUAGUUCCCAUCGAAGCUGCUCCAGCUGAAGCGGUUAUGCAACCUGAUGGAACUGCAGGAGAAUCCACACAAAAGAAAGGUUACCAAGAAUAUGCCAUACAGCAAGCUGCUUAUGAAGUGCCUCUGAAAUCUAACAGGAUAGGGCAGACCCAGUUGAAAAUUUUCACCUGUGAAUACUGCAACAAGGUUUUCAAGUUCAAGCACUCCCUUCAGGCCCACUUGCGAAUUCACACCAAUGAGAAGCCAUUCAAAUGCAGCCAGUGUGACUACGCCAGCGCUAUCAAGGCCAAUCUCAGCGUUCAUAUGCGGAAGCACACCGGAGAAAAGUUCAGCUGUGAGCACUGCUCAUUUAACUGCCUGAGCAAGGGUCACCUUAAAGUGCAUGUGGAGAGGGUGCACCAGAAAAUUAAGCAGCACUGCCGCUUCUGCAAGAAGAAGUACUCCGACGUCAAGAACUUGCUUAAGCACAUCCGAGAGAGCCAUGAUAUGGAAGAUGGGAAAGUCAAGGACUCUUACGACGAGUACAGGCUCCAAACUAGAGAAGGCAAACGACAGUUGCUAUAUGACUGUCAUGUCUGUGAUCGUAAAUUCAAGUACGAGUUGGAGCGUGAUCGACAUCUGAUGGUCCACGGUAGCAACCGACCUUAUGGCUGUGAGUUGUGCGAUCAUGGGUCAACAAAGUUUCAGGCUCUUCAGGCUCAUGUUAGAAAGCAUCCCUUUGUGUAUGUGUGCUCAGUUUGCUUGCAGAAGUUUGUCAGUACCACGCGCCUCAAGUUGCACUUCAGGGAGUCCCACCCAGGAAUGGACGAAUCCACGACUUUUGCUGAUUCUAUCAAAAGCAGUUUCUGCCUGUUGAAACCUGGGGAUGACAUUCAGCGGGACAUGCUGAGACAAGAUGAGUUGGAGAUCAGCAAAGAGUUGUCCCUCCUCAAUGCACAAGAAGUGCUAGCCACUGAAAUGGACAGUUUAGAGGACCAAGAGGCUCAAGGUCCUGGCAGUUUAACUAUAGAGGAACUGGUACAUGAUCCCCAAGAGGAUAUCACUUCAACGGAGAUCAGCAGCUGCCCAGUUAUUGAUACUAAUGCAGCUGUGGAAGAUCAACUGCAUGGGAGAGUCUCUGAGGAGUUGCUAGGCAAAGAACAGCUGCAGGAUAAUUUGCCAAACAUGGACUGUAGUGUAAUAGAAUUUAAUAGUCCUGGUGAGGUGAAUACAAAUUUGUCCACACAAACUUCUACAUCUGAGAUACCGUACAUGUCACCUAAAGCGCAAAUGCUGUCAGAAGUCACAAUGGACAUGUCAGUUACUCAGAGCAAGACUGAGUCUAGUGUUCCUCAAAGAAGCCCUCCUCCUAGUGGUAUGAAGGACAUGGAAAUGACACAACUAGAAGAAAAAUCUGCUUUUGUGCAGAUUUUAGAACAAAUGCAGAAAAGGCAACUAAACAUGGAUGUUUUUGAGAGAAUACGGAAAGUCUACGGAGAUCUGGAGUGUAAGCUUUUCUGGUACCAGGUACACUACAACAUGCAUGUAAGAACACAUACACGAGAACAUCUGCAUUACUGUUCCCAGUGCAGCUACUCUUCCAUUACCAAAAACUGCCUGAAGCGUCAUGUAAUCCAGAGACACAGUAAUGUUCUCCUCAAGUGUCCUUCAGAAGGAUGCCAAUACUCUACCCCUGACAAGUACAAGCUGCAAGCCCAUCUUAAAACUCACUCAGAAAUUGUUAAGAAGAUCUUUGUUUGUCCCAUCUGUAAGAAGACAUUUCCAGAAGACAAACUCAGGCAUCAUAUUAAAUCUAACCAUCCAGAUACAUCACUAACAACCACUUUAGAGGCACUGGGAAUACGUGCCCAUGUAAAAGGUGCAAUAGGAAAACGAGCCUCUAAAUGUCCAUACUGUGAUUGCUAUUUCACAAGAAAUGGAACUGAUAUGCAGCAGCACAUCUGGGCUCAUGAAGGAGUAAAACCCUUUAAGUGCUCGUUGUGUGAUUACGCCUCACGCAGCAAAAGCAACCUGAAGGCUCAUUUCAACAGGCACAACACGGAGAAGAGCCACCUGUGUGAUCUGUGUGGGAAGAAGUUCAAGUCCAAGUGCACGCUAAAGAGCCACAAGCUCAUGCACUCAGCUGAUGGUAAGCAGUUCAAAUGCACGGAAUGUGAUUUCACUGCAGCACAGAAGCCACAGCUGCUCCGCCAUAUGGAACAGCACGUCUCCUUUAAGCCAUUCCAUUGUGCACACUGCCACUACUCAUGCAACAUCUCAGGUUCUCUUAAAAGACACUAUAACAAGAAGCAUCCUGGGGAGCAGUACAGCAAUGCAGGUCCUGGAACACCCACUUCAGAGACUGUGAUAGAGCAAGGGGGAGUGAAGUGUCCAGUCUGUAACUAUGUUUAUGGAACGAAAUGGGAAAUGAACCGACAUUUGAAGUGCAAGCAUGGACUCAAAGUUGUUGAGAAUCAGUGGGAGGUGGUAGAAUCAGCAGAGGAACCAAACGCACAGUAUCUUCAAAUUGCUGAGACGGAGGACGUGCAGGGAACAGAGGCUGCUGUUUCAGUACUGCAGAACCUUCGCUUUAACACCCACAACGGUGUUGUCUCAGCCACAGCUGCAGACAGACUGGAUCCAGCAUCAGUUAAUAUUCUUCAGCAGAUAAUCGAGCUUGGCACAGAGAACCCCGAUGCUGUGGCCUCCGUGGUUGCCAUGGCGCCUGGAACAGUCACCGUGGUGGAGCAGGUGACUGAGGAGGAGCAGCAGACAGACCAUGCCAUGAUGAUCCAUGAUGCACUACAGCAGGCCAGUGUAGGUUUGGGAGAAGAGCAUCACUUGGUGGUGUCUUCAGACGAUGUGGAAGGUAUCAAGACAGUCACGGUGUACACACAGGGUGAGGACGCGUCGCAGUUCAUUGUCUAUGUUCAGGAGGCUGUCCAAACUGAGGAGAGCACUACAGAGGUGACCUAAAAGACUUUUGAACAUUCAGAAAGCUAUACAAAUGGAAAGGCUUUCAAAGGUUUGGAAGGAUGUAGGAAAUGAAAUGAAGUGUGUCGAAUGUAAACUGAUAGCUAAUGCAUAAAAAAAAAAUAGAGGCAGUAGUUGCAAUGCAGUAUACAAAAAAUGGCAUAUGAUUUUUAUUUUUAUUUUUUCAGUGAAAUACAGAAUGAGUGUACUGAAAAUUUCAUUCACACUCAUUCUUUUGUAGCUUUUUAUAAUACAGUGAUUUUGAUGGGUUUCAGCAUUAUUGAACGGAUUUGUUUGCUACGUUAUCUGUACCUGAGGGAGUCACACAUUGUUUUUUACUGUUUUAUAACAGCUCAUCUCAAAAGUGCUUUAUUUCUUAACUAUUUAACAUUUUUGCCUUGAAUCUUAUACAAUACAGAUGUUGUGUCUGAAUUCAUCUUUUGAUAUUUGGGACUUGAAUAUUUCAGUUUAAAAUAUUCAAGCCAUAGAAACUUCUGCAGCUUCUGCAUGUGACUGAAAGUUUACAAGAAUCAUCCAGGAAAGAGCAAACAGACCAGGAUGUGAACAAACUCCUCAAUGUUGCCAAUUAACAGUUGUGAAAUAGGCAAGGUCAUUAAUCAAACUAUUUAGCAAUUUGUGUAUGUAACUAUGUAAAUACUGUAUCAUGAAAUUUUAACAAGUAAAUACUUGUGUCAAAUGCAUUUUUUUCUAUGUUAACACACAUAUUUUUGUCCCAUUAACAUGUUACAGUGGUCUUGUGCUUAAAGGGGCUGGCUCACCCUUCCCAGAAGUAUUUGCACUAAAAAGCGAAUCGCCAUUUUCAGUGCCAUCAAUAUUCCACAAUAAUGCGCAAACAGCUAUGUGGACAGCAAAGAAGGAAAGAAAAUAUCAGCAUAUUGUGUUCAAAACUCCCACGUAUAACACGUGGAUGAAGAAAAGGUUCGAGGUGGGGUUCAAAGAGCUCACUAACAUUUGAAUUUUUGAAGGUUUUGCUGCAAUGCUUACGAAAUAGCCUGUAUGUAAAAAAAUAAAAAAACGUAUUGGAUCCUGGGAAAAGUAAGCUUGCCCCCUUAAUGGCUGUUUCCAUUUUUGUUUUUGGUGAGAUACAUCUUACUGCCACCUAUUUGCAAUAAGUGGUGAAGCCUGACAGCUCACAAAUGACAGAGACUGAUGAAAUAGCGGAAAAUUAAUACUGAAAUGAAAAAUGAAUGUAAAUUCAUAUCAGAUGAAUGUAAUGUAAGUUUUCAUAUCUAAGGAUUUCUGAAAUGUCUGUCUACUUCUGGAGCUGUCAGUGAAGUACCACAAUAUCGGAGUAAUAUUUUACCUUGGCUAUUAUAUAGUUUUCAGUAUUAUAUUACUUAGUAAUAUAUUAUUGUAUAAUAACAGGUCAGGUGACCUAGUUAGAGUAAUAAAGUGGUGAAAGAUGAAAAAGCAUUUUGGUUGGUUAAAAGUG
Molecule: messenger RNA, 7098 nt
Organism: Neoarius graeffei (lesser salmon catfish)
Lineage: Eukaryota; Metazoa; Chordata; Actinopteri; Siluriformes; Ariidae
Product: zinc finger protein ZFAT-like
Exons: 16
Coding region: 2061-5648 (1195 amino acids)
Biological process (GO): regulation of transcription by RNA polymerase II
Cellular component (GO): chromosome
Molecular function (GO): RNA polymerase II cis-regulatory region sequence-specific DNA binding; DNA-binding transcription factor activity, RNA polymerase II-specific; chromatin insulator sequence binding
Source: RefSeq, a predicted model, not a curated record